Messenger RNA from Metarhizium acridum CQMa 102, 1071 nucleotides. RefSeq lists its product as uncharacterized. The record is from RefSeq and is a predicted model, not a curated record. Gene Ontology annotation, molecular function: F-box domain binding. Gene Ontology annotation, cellular component: nucleoplasm; cytoplasm. Gene Ontology annotation, biological process: negative regulation of protein binding; regulation of ERK1 and ERK2 cascade; negative regulation of SCF-dependent proteasomal ubiquitin-dependent catabolic process. Lineage: Eukaryota; Fungi; Ascomycota; Sordariomycetes; Hypocreales; Clavicipitaceae.
AUGUCGUCCGACACUUCCUCACGGGAGGAGUUGGACCCGUCCUCGCUAUCCGCAAACGCGACUCGAUCCGCGCCGUACUCCUACCGAGCCCCGAGCCCUCCGUUAAUUCCCAUACCUGCGCCGACGAAGUCUAGGGGUCCUCAAUUCGCCAUGGAGCUCCUACCGCAAUUACAAGAUGUCGACCCAAAUCAGUUGAACGAUUUACAAAUCAUUACUCGAAAUGAGAGACAAGUCGCAAAGGAUUCUGCCGAUCCUUGGGUGUGGGACAAUCGCUAUCAGGCGCAGGCCAUUCUGGACUUUCUCUAUCUCGGCCCCAAUACCGUUAUACGCGAUCUUUCCUUCCUUGAGCGGGAAGGUAUUACCAUGAUGCUCUUGGUGCGCCCAUCGUGCUUCGCCGGGGUGGAAAUAUCUCCUGUAAAGGAGGCCAAAAAUCGGCUGAAGAUCUCUGUGGAGUAUAUAGAUGUGAACGGCCUGCACGACCUCAUUCGUGGGUUUCCCACGGCGGUUAAACUGAUAAACGAUCAUUUGUUGGGUAGAGAUCACCCUCAGUCUACCGGCAGUAAUGGAGACGGAUGCGAGAUGGACGGAAUCAUUGUGCCAUCUAGCAACUUCCGUCGGGGCAAAGUGUUGGUUACGUGCGCGACUGGGAUUGACUGGUCACCGGCGAUUGUUGCGGCGUACGUCAUGUCCGUGUUUCGCAAUGACAUGGUGACGACGUUGCAAUUCAUUGGCUUGCAGAGAGUCUGUUGCGCAUUUGACGAGGAUACAAAGCGCAUUUUGCAGUCGUGGGGAGAUAUCCUUUCAGCAAGGUCGGCAGUUGCCCAGCAUGAACACCACCAGGGUCUAGAAGCGGCAGAGCCUGAGCAGAGUGGCCAGAUCCCUUACGGUCAAGAGGGAAAAGGUUCUGCAAUCGGAGCCGGGGCCUCGGCGCCAAAGAGGGGAUUUGAUGGCAUGAUGGAUUUGAAUGAGGAUGAUUGUGAGGACACUGGAGGAGCUCCCAUCACGGACCUGGACAGGUUUAUUGGCCGGGGCCCAUUCGCACCGUUUGCUGAUGCCAUGCAUGGUAACUAG